Molecule: messenger RNA, 838 nt
Organism: Drosophila ananassae
Lineage: Eukaryota; Metazoa; Arthropoda; Insecta; Diptera; Drosophilidae
Gene: CCAP
Product: cardioactive peptide
Exons: 3
Coding region: 66-536 (156 amino acids)
Source: RefSeq, a predicted model, not a curated record
UCGGUUGCUGCCGAGAGGAAAAUCUGGGCUAUAGCAUCUCUGAAACGCAAUUAAAUCUAUCCAUCAUGACCUCUCCGAUUAAGAAUUCCUUGAGAAUGGCUGUUCUUUUGGUUUUUGUGAUCUCUUGCCAAGCUUCGCUUGAAAGGGAAAACAGUGAAGUGAACAACUUGUCAAAUCAUAAGCUAAGUGGCGUUAUUCAAUGGAAGUAUGAAAAGCGACCUUUUUGCAACGCCUUUACUGGGUGUGGCCGUAAGCGAACUUCCUAUCCGUCAUAUCCACCUUUUUCGCUGAUAAAGCGUAACGAGAUCGAGGAAAAGCCCUAUAAUAAUGAGUAUUUAUCCGAGGGCUUAAGCGAUUUGAUCGAUAUUAAUGCCGAGCCAGCUGUGGAAAAUGUGCAGAAGCAGAUUAUGUCGCAGGCCAAAAUAUUCGAGGCAAUCAAGGAGGCCAGCAAGGAGAUUUUCAGGCAAAAAAACAAGCAAAAGUUGCUGGAAAAUGGACAAAAAUUGCAACUGCAAGAGGAAAGGGAGAAUAUUUAAGACAAACCAUUAAACAGACACGUAAAACUGGACUGGAUAGUUGCCGAACCGGUUUUGUUAUUGUAAAUAAUAUCUAUAGUAUAUAUGUACCUAUUAUCUGUGACCUUUUGACAUUGGCAAGCAUUCAAUAAAGAUUCGUUGACUUCACUUCUUUGUAGAUUAUUUAGCAAAAGCUCACAAACUACAAAAUCUUCUUAAUAAUAUAUUUCAAAUCAUUCAUAAAAAGUCAUGGCGUACAAGUUGUGCAAAAUGUAUGCACAUUGUGAAAUUUAUAAACAAAAAUGUCAAACAUUUACUAAACA